Rhipicephalus sanguineus (brown dog tick) is the source of this 8979-nucleotide messenger RNA. RefSeq names its product dedicator of cytokinesis protein 9 (gene Ziz). Gene Ontology annotation, molecular function: guanyl-nucleotide exchange factor activity. Lineage: Eukaryota; Metazoa; Arthropoda; Arachnida; Ixodida; Ixodidae. Gene Ontology annotation, biological process: small GTPase-mediated signal transduction; positive regulation of GTPase activity. Bases 97 to 6696 code for a protein of 2199 amino acids. The transcript is spliced from 48 exons. The record is from RefSeq and is a predicted model, not a curated record.
AGUCAUGGCGAAGUUGUGACGGAGUGCACGACGUUCCCGGUGGAUGUGUCGCGCGUUCUCUGGUGUUUCUCGGGAUUCUGUGUCGCUAUGUGCUAAAUGGCAGAACGGAAAUUCACGCGAGGUCUCAGCAAGCCGGGCACCGCGGCUCAAGCCCGCGAAACCGUCUCGCAAGCCGUCAGGGAGUCGACCGAACUGGUCCGGCACCAGCUGGUGGAACCCCUGGACUACGAGCAGUUCGUGUCCAAGAACAAGACCAUCCUGCACAAUGACCCGCAACGAGAGAUGCUGUUCUUUCCCCCGGACGACAUCUCGCAAGCCGUCAUUCCCCGUGCCAUCCGCACCACAGUGCCAACCAUACCUCCCAAUGUGCGCUUGCACUGCCUACCAUUGUUUGUGCGCCAAUGCAUCAAGACAUACACAGCUGACUGGCACAAAGUCUUGUACAAGUCGAGCGUCUAUUCUGGAACGUACAAAGAGCUACUCAGUCGAAUACCACGGCCUACAGACCUGCAGGAUCAGGUAUACGAGGUUGACACGGAGACUGAGGUUAAGGACUCGGAGAGCAACCUCAAGGGUGACUCCGAGGUCAUCAAGGAAGGCUACAUACUCAAAGGGCCGGAAUCGGGCACAGACAGCUUCAUUAGCUUGGCAACAAAGUCAUUCAAGAGAAGAUACAUGACGUUAACACGAGGAGUGGAUGGCAGCCACUCGCUCGAGUUCUACAAGGACGACAAAAAGACAGAGUCGAAGGGAACCAUCUGCAUGGACUUCUGUAGCAAAGUGGUCAGGAAUUCGAAACGUAGCAAGCUGAGCUUUGAGCUGCGCAUGCAAGAUGGGCACAAGUCAUGUGUGCUGGCAGCCGAGAGCGAGGUCGAGAUGGACGGCUGGAUGGCCAUGCUGGUGGCCAUCACCACCAACUACCGCAAUGCCCAGGAGUCCAACAGGAAGGCUGCGGCCACCGUCGUCUCGUCACCUGAAGAAAAUGUGGUCACGUCGCCAUCAUCACCUUAUGGCUAUGGAACAUUGAAAAGCUUGGAGCACAGCAAGAAUCCAGACUUGGUGAAGUAUGCCAAGGAAACGGACUACUCCAUAUCCCAAGCACGCAAACAGAAUAGGCAAAACCUGUUCUCUAUUUAUCCAGACCUACAGAGGUCGAGCAGCUGCUUGCAUAUCUCCAACUACGAACGACGUGUUGAGCCCUUCAGGGAAGAAUUCAACACGCGCAUGUUUGUGAAGUGCGAAGAGGUCAAGUUCAACCUGCAGGCACCUCUAGACUGCCAGAACGGAUCCCUCUGCCAGGUUGAGCCCUAUUUUACCACCAUGGCCGUAUACGAUGUCCGUCACAUGCGCAAGGUGACGGAAGAUUUCCGCUUCGACGUCAACAACUCGUACAUGCGCAACAUGCUGCCAAAGACGACGAGAAGAAAAAGUGCCAGUGGCUCGGCUCCCAACGGCACCGCAGGAACUCAGCUGAAUGACGCUCUGUUACCCGGAAUGAGUGAGCUGGGAGAGGAAUGGCUUGCAUUUCCACAACAGGCAAUCUUCAUGGUGCAGCGUCCGGACUCCGAGCUGUUCCUAGUGGUGAGGGUGGAGAAAGUUCUGCAGGGAAGCAUAGCGCAGGCAUCGGAGCCUUACCUGCGGCACAGUAGCGACGGCCGGCAGGGGACCAAGGCCCAGAAGAUGUUCCGGCUGUGCUGUCAGCGGCUCGACCACUUCCGCAUGCCCUUUGCCUGGGCCGCCAAGCCUCUGUUCAGCCGUCAUUCCAAUGAAUUGGACAAGUUCAUGGAGUUUGGGCAGAUCUACCGGCAGGAUAGUGCAAAACUCUCCGAAGAAGACACACUGAAGUUCCUCUGCGACCUCAAAAGGCCUGAGAAAGUGAAACACUUCACAGUGAUUCCAGGACACAUCAAGGUUUCACUAAGGCUUUUGAGACCUGAUGAGACUGUUGACAACUCUCUGACGACGUCUCUCGUUCCUGUGGUGCCAUUCCCAAUGCCUCCCAAGCCCAGGGAAGGCCCCACCCUUGAAGUGCAGCAGUUUCCCACGGACAUAGCGGCUGACAGUCACCCAUUCUUUUCAUACCUCAACCACCUGUACGUCUACCCCAAAAGCCUCAAGUACGACAGCCAGAAGGCAUUUGCCAAGGCAAGGAACAUAUCUUGCUGUGUGGAGCUCCGGGACAGAGACGACGAAGGAACAAAACCACUGAAGUGCAUCUACGGUCGACCAGGGGAGCCCCUAUUUGUCUCACAAUCGUACACGGCUGUGACGCAUCAUUGUGUCACACCCGACUUCUACGAGGAGGUGAAAGUCGUGCUUCCGGUGGAAUUGCACGAGCAACACCAUCUUCUUUUCACCUUCUACCACGUGAGCUGUGACAUUGCCAAGGGCGCCAAACGCAAGGAGGGCCCCAUUGAGAGCAUUGUCGGCUACUCCUGGCUACCUCUGCUCAACAAGGGAAGGCUUAAUAUUGAGGAAGACAUGCUUUCUGUUGCUGCGAAUUUGCCUCCUGGGUACCUUUCGUACAAGCCUCUUGGCCUUGGCAAAGGAUUUUGUGGACCUGACGUGCGGCUCGUGGAAGGCGGCCGGGAGCUUUUCAAAGUUGGGUUCAGGCUUGUCUCCACUGUGCACACGAGGGACCAGCACCUUCACAACUUCUUUGUGCAUUGUCAAAAGCAGUUGGAGACAAAAGUUUUAGGGCCUGAUACUGAGACUAGUACGCUUCUCAAGGAACAGGCACUCCCUUCAAUGGGCACUGAAGCUGAGCGGGAAAUCUCAAAGGUUGUCAAGGCACUGCAUGCUGUGGAGGGCAGUGCCAUGAUCCACUUCCUGCCAACCACGCUGAACCAGCUUUGGAAGCUCCUUGUGAGCACAGGAAGCGAGGAGGUCGCGCUGAACACGGUGCGCGUGCUCAUCCACUUGGUCACCUGCGUGCACGAGGCCGGCAGGGAGGACAUUCUGCACAGCUAUGUCCAGUACAUGUUUGUGACCGAGCCUCCACAAGGCUCGCAGCAGACGACCGUGCACGAAGAGUUGACGAAGGCCCUCUCGUCGCUGCUGGGUCCGGAUAAUGCCGACUUCCUGGUGGUGCACAAGUUUUUGCACCAGUCGUGGUUCUUCUUCCAGAUCCUCGCAAAGUCCAUGGCUCAGCAUCUCAUGAACACUGACCGGAUCAAGAUGCAGCGUCAUGAGCGCUUCUCCAAGGAGUACCACAACCGUGUGCGCACUCUGGUACAGUGUCUGAUUCCACACAUCAUGCAGAAGCACAGAGACCAGCGCAACGAGACGAGGCUGGCCAAUCAGGGGCUGGCUCAUUUCCUUAAGAAAUGCUUUUCUCUGAUGGACCGUGGCUUCGUGUUCAAGCUCAUCAACUUGUACUUGGAGAAGUUCAAAUCCGGAGAUGAAAUGGAACUUCAUUGCUACAAGUUUGACUUUCUGGAAAUUAUCUGCUCGCACGAGCAUUUCAUUGCACUCAACCUACCUUCAUUGAAAGGCGCUUACAGCCGAGGACACUCAAAGAACCCUAAAGACGAAAGCGAGGAGGUUGCAACGGGCGACUACGAGAUGGAGUAUCGGCUGUCGGAAGAGUUCUGUCGUAGCCACUUUCUGGUGGGCGCUCUUCUGCUGGAGCUGCGGGCAGCACUCAGCGAGGUUCAGAAAGUUCGGCAGAGAGCCAUCAGUGUAGUCUGCAACCUGCUUGCCAAGCAUGCCUUCGAUGACCGUUACCAGGGAAAGGCCCAGCAGGCUCGGCUCGCGUCACUCUACCUGCCCCUCAUUUCCGUGCUUCUGGCCAACAUCAACCGUUUCAGCAGCAGCACGGAACAGCAGCAACAGCAGCAGCAGACACCUUCCGCUGCCGCUGGUGCGACUAACACAGGGGUGUCGGGCACCUCUCCAUCACGCAAGAUGAGCAAGGCUGACAGUCUGAACCAUGCAGCUUCACUUGCCGAAGAUCCGGGAACUCCGCAGAGUGUGGUUUCGUACCGCAAUAGCGUGGCCGUUGACGGGCCGGCUUCUUUGCCGGGCUCUGGACGCCACAACCGAGAUUCUAACUACUUGUCCAUCAUUGCUGGCCAAGCCCCACUUCCACACAUGGGGGUCACGUUUGCCACCAACGGCUCCUGCACGUCACUGGAAAGUGAGUCCUCCACACCGUCAAGUUCGUCCGCCAAGGAAAUUGACGCACCUGUCCGUAACGGAGACGUUGGGUCUGCGCAAUGUUUCACACGAGAUGGGAGCCUUGUGAGCAAAGGUCAUGCUAGGUCGCAGUCUUUGCCAUUUGCAAGCCCCACAGGCAUUGUUAGGUACGACAAGUUCGAGCCCUCCGAGAUCAAGGACCUCUUGGUCUGUUUUCUCUACCUCAUCAAGCAACUGAACGAAGACCUACUGAUUGGCUGGUGGCAGCAAUGCAGAGACUGUGAUUUACUUGAUUUCUUUCACUUACUGGAGCUCUGUUUGCAUCAGUUUAGAUACAUGGGCAAGAAGCACAUCCUCAAAGGGCGGAAUCAGCAGGCCUCAAGUGCACAGGCCAAGGCCAUGACCUUGCCUGCUAGGACAGCCCCACCCACGUUCACCCAACGAUGCAACAGCACCUACAGCGAGAACGCAGCCAUGGAGAACGGCGGUGAGGUCGACGGGGACAGCUUCUACCGGGCGCUGCUGGAGGCCAACAUGGCCACCGAGGUUGGCCUCAUCACCCUGGAUGUCCUGGGACUGUACUGCGGGCGCUUCAAGGACUCGCUGCUGUUCAACGACGGGGACAACCCAACGAUGCGGCGCCUCUUCGACAUCUACCUCUCGUUCCUCGAAGUGGGCCAGUCUGAGAACUUGCUGCGACACCUUUUUGCAGCACUGCGAGCCUUCAUCAACAAGUUUCCUGUUGCCCUCUUCCAAGGUGAUGCCUUCCUUUGUGGAAAGCUAUGCUUUGAGCUUCUCCGAUGCUGCAACUCAAAGUUGUCGACUGUUCGCAACGAAGCCUGUGCCCUGCUGUACCUGCUGAUGCGUAGCAACUUUGAGUUUACCCGGAGGCAGGGACUCACAAGGGUGCACCUGCAGUUGAUAGUUUCUGUUUCAAGGUUACUGGGUGAAGUGAUUGGACUGAACACUGCCAGGUUUCAGGAGAGCCUGUCCAUCAUCAACAAUUAUGCAUCCGGUGACAAAGCCAUGCAGAGAACAGUAUUCCCAAGCGAGGUCAAGGAGCUGACCAAGAAGAUAAGGACAGUGCUCAUGGCAACCACGCAGAUGCGCGAGCACGAGAACGAUCCUGAGAUGCUGGUGGACUUGCAGCACAGCCUUGCCAACAGCUAUUCGGCCACACCAGCUCUGCGUAAGACUUGGCUCGAGAGCAUGGCUGCUUACCACAUCAAGAACAGCAGCUACACUGAGGCUGCGCAAUGCUACAUUCAUGUUGCUGCUUUGGAGGCCGAGUACCUGAGACACAAAGAGGUUUUCCCCGGAGGCUGCCUGGCCUUCAAGAACACGUCGCCGAACGUGGUGCGCGACGAAUCGCACAUCCGAGAGGACGCCGCCGCCGCAGCUGGGCAGCAGCAGCAGGACUUCCAGCAGACAGAGGAGUCCCUGGUCGAACGGCUGGAGCAGUGCGUCGAGAUGCUCCAGCUGGCCGAGCGCUAUGAGUCGAUGGCCGACAUCUACCGGCUGUUGGUGCCCAUCUACGAGCGCCGGCGCAACUACGCUGCCCUUGCGCGCUGCUACAAGACUCUCCACCAGGGCUACAACAAGAUCCUCGAGGUCAACUCUACGGGGAAGCGCCUCCUGGGCACUUACUACCGGGUCGUCUUUUUCGGACAGGCUUACUUUGGGGAUGAAUCCGAGAAGGAGUACAUAUACAAAGAGCCCAAGGUGACAUCACUUCCUGAGAUCUCUGAGCGCCUGCAUCGCAUGUUUUGUGAGAAAUUCGGCAAGGAAUCUGUCAAGAUGAUCAUGGACUCCAAUCAGGUGAACCCGAGUGACCUGGACCCCAAGUACGCAUACAUUCAGGUGACGCACGUGGUGCCUUACUUCAGCGAAAUGGAGCUGUUGCAGCGACAGACGGAAUUCGAGCGGCACAACAUAAUCUCUGAGUUCAUGUACGAGACGCCCUUCACUCUAGACGGCUCCAAGGCACGGGGUGCCCCAGACGAGCAGUGCAAGCGACGCACCAUCCUCACCACCAGCUACUGCUUCCCAUACGUAAAGAAACGGAUCCCGGUAACAAGUCGCAGGACAAAGGACCUCAAUCCAAUCGAGGUGGCCAUCGACGAAAUGCAGACACGUGUCGCUGAGUUGGACGAGGUGGUCCAUCGCAAGACACCUGACCUCAAGAAGCUCCAACUCAAGCUACAGGGCAGCAUUGGUGUCCAGGUGAAUGCUGGCCCUCUUGCCUAUGCGAAUGCCUUCUUGGACGAGAGCAAGUCACACCUAUACCCAGAGGAAGAGGUCAAUGAACUAAGGGAGAAAUUUAGGCAAUUCCUCAACAUUUGCCAGCAGGCGUUGGACCUUAAUGGCAAGCUGAUCCCGCCUGAACAAUGCGAAUACCACAGUGCCCUUAAGAAAAAUCUAGUUGACUUGGCCAGCCAGCUCUCUGAAAUAAUGAAAGAGAAGUUGGUCGCUGAUCAUCGUUCGUCGGUUGCUAUGAAGAGGAUGUCCCUGGAAGUAUUCAACUUCAUCAGCGGCUCACCAGGCUCUAGCAACGUCUAAACCCAUUUAAGCAUCGCUACUUUUUUUUCUUUCCUGAUCAAAGCCUCUUCAUUGCCACCUCUUAGAAUUUUAAUGACUCAUCCCAUGUGUGCGUCCACCUUGCAUUCUCAUUUUGUCAUUGCAAGAUUGUUGAGCAUUCUUCCUUCCUUGUGUGUGCUAGUUCCAAAUUCUUCACAGACAUUGCAGAAAUGUGCAGUGAGGUGUGGACCUUUGCAGCACCACCACCAUUCUACUACUUGUUUAUAGGAAUUAUGUAAAUAAUAGAAGACAUACCUUUUUUUCUGUAUAAUCGAACUUCAGGUUGUUGCUUAUAUAGUAGGCAUUGCAUGAUGCACAGAGGUGUUGUGCUUACGGCGAGGUCAAGACUAGGUCAACAAAGUGCCUUUUUUAUAAAGUUUGUGCAAAGAACAGCAGCGGUAUAGCUGCAUCUUGGCGAGGUUUUUUUUUUUCUUAGUCAGUGUGAAAUGUAUGGGCAGGUUCUCCAAGUGCCAUUGUUGGCAUCGCUUGUACAGAGAAAUACUAGGAACAAUCUGUAAAUACUACUGACAUACUUAAGUGGCGCUAGAACGGAAGAGUUUUGACCCUUCUGUGUCGGACGAAGGGAACGUCAUUUUUUUUUCACCUGGUGUAUUGUGCAAAAUGUGCUUGUACCUGCCGUUGUCACGGUGGUGAAGCAAAAAAAAAAAGCUUGUGUUGUAUAGGCCAAACACUUAGCACACUUUAUCGAGCAGUGCCAAAUGCAGUAUUGGCACAGUUCACCUGUUUACUGUUUGUAGAUGUUACGUGCCGUAAUUUACUGUGUGAAAUAAUGUAGAAUACGUCUCGGAUGUAGCAGACGGCUUCGUCUUGGAGCAUGUUCUACAUCCCACAACUCUUGCGUGACGCGAUAGCUUGAGUCGUGGCUUUCUCGUUUGGAAGGAUGCCUUUCCACCAGGUAAUCUUAUUGUUUCUGCACCGUUACAUAAUGUCACUUUGUACAUUAUCUGCUUAGUUGUUGAAGAGAUUGUAUUACGCAGCAUUUUCUUUUACAGCCCAGGUCGACAUGUGUUGUGAAGGUUGUUUUUGCUUUAAUGGCCUAGGCAAUGCAGAUGUGUCGUGUAGUGUACAUUGUUAUUUGCCCUUAUAUCUAAGGCUUAUCUUUCAUUAGUUGUUUCGUGGUCAGAGUUUUUUAGAGCUGCAGCUUCAGUAUCGACAAUUGCUUCAAUUUUUUUCGCUAGUCAGUUGAGAGCAAAAUGAUUUAUAAUGUAUGCAGAUUUGUGUGUAUAGUUCGUAUUCUAUUUCUGUUAAGGACACCUGCAUAUGUUUGAUGUAAAGGAACAGAUAUGAAAAGAAAGGCUGGUAAGCUAGGUCGCAUCUUAAGAGACAAUGCUUUGCCAUUGGCUGGGCUCUUCAGUGCCCUUUAACCCUCCAUUAUUUAUACAAAGUUCAUGCUUGCUGAUUGCUUCACGAAGCUAUUUGUAUGUAUUCAGAAUGCCUAGGCUGUCAGAGCAACUGUCGCGCACUAAUUUUCACUUUUGUACAUAGCAACAUCUCAUCUUUUACUUCUGCAAAGCUGAUAUUUCUUUGUGGUGUUAAUUGCGAAAGAUUUUUUUUAAGAGCUGCCACCACCAAAAACUGCUAUCCAUUGUGUGAAAAUGUAAAAGCACCCCUGUGUUUACUGCUUCGGCAACAGACAUGGAAGAAAUUUUAGGUCGCGUAAUUGUUUGACUACGCUUUCACAUACAGCCAUAAUACAUGGGGAAAAAAUGUAUUAUCGGUGUCUGUGUUUUACUUUAAAAACUGAAUACCUUAGCAUUAGUUUACUCCUUUGUCAUUUCGUCACGAUCAAGCGGAAAUUCUUUACGUGCCUUUUAUGUGUGUACAAGCCAGUUGCAAAUUUUUCUUUCCCAUGUUUUUGAAAGCGUGUUAUUAUAUGAAGUGCAUUCCUUUGAAAUAUUCAACGUUGUGGUAUUAGGCAAUGUGGACUUUUAUUUGAGAUCACCAGCUGGUGCUAAGCUUCAUGUUGCUGUAAUUACAUGUGCAUUUCUGUACAUUUUUUCCAAUUCUUUCCUGGUUUAAAAAUGCUCAUUGGAGUGAUGUGCAGCCUUCGUUUCUGCGCAAUGCUUGCCAUUUGUGAGGUAGUGGGAGCGGCUGAGUUAACAAGCAAAUUGUGAUGCUGACUGCCAACGUAUGUCAUGUGUGGCUUCUGUUGUGCGGUAAUUUAUGUAUGUUUGUGUACUGCCCCACUAUCUCUUUUAGCCAAGUCAUUGUACAGAUCCAUUAAAACAAAUCGAAGUUUUAAGA